ACACGGUUGGUGAUUUAUUUAGAAUACUUUGAUUUAUUUAACACUUUAUUGGUUACUACAUGAUUCCAUAUGUGUUAUUUCAUAGUUUUGAUGUCUUCACUAUUAUUCUACAAUGUAGAAAAUAGUAAAGAUAAAGAAAAACCCUUGAAAGAGUAGGUGUGUCCAAACUUUUGAAUGGCACUGUAUGUAACCAAAUAAGAACAUCAAUACAACACUAAAAUUCAAAUUGUGUGCUUCUGUGUGUGUUGUGUGGGGGAGAGAUACAAAGAGGGAGUUGGAGUUAAAAUUGAGAUUGUGUACAAUCCUAGAUCUAUGAUCCGGUGCAACUCUAGUUGCGGUAAAGGGGUUCAGAGGCAGUGAAACACAACGUGACAGUUUGGGCAGGAGACUCUCCAGGAGAUAGAAGUCAGCACUUCUCACCUUUAAUUAGGACAUACAAAUGAAAAAAUAGAGAGACAGAGACCAGGGCUGUUACUCUGUGGGUAAAAAGACAAGGGACAUAUCAAGCUGGUGUUGUGUGAGUAUAUACUUACCUCGCUAGAGGUAUUCAUUCAAACCCAGCGAGCUCUUGGAAGAAUGGAGCAAUCUAGGGGUUGAGAACAGCUGGCUUCCUCUGGGCAAACUUGUCAUGCACUUUGUCCCAUCUUCAGGGUUCAUCAAUAUAGUUGAAGAAAUCAAGUGAGGCAUUGAACAUAUAAAAAUAAGCCCGAUGCAUCUACUUCAAACCCUUGCUAACUAACAGUGUUGUGUUGGAGACCACCUAAAGUGAGACCAAUUCAAGACCAAGAACGGAGAUAAUCGAGUCUGAGUCAAGACCGAGACCGGAAGGGGACAAGGGGUCCGAGACCGAGUCAAGACCAAGAAUAGAAAAAUUGAUCAUCAACAAUGGAGCAGGUGUUGGUAAACACUCUGGAUGAGGUGACGAGUGACGAGAUGAAGAGAUUCCAGUGGCUCCUAAUCAAGCACAAGAGGUAUGGCAUUGAGCCCAUCAAAAGAAGCGAGUUGGAUCGCGACACAAGCAGGGAGAAUACCGUGGAGCUGAUGGUGAACAAAUACAGACUCAAUGGGGCUCUGGGUGUCACAAUUAAUAUCCUGAAGGGCAUGCACCAGAAUACACUUGCUGACGAGUUGAAGACAAAGGCAAACAUUCUCAAAGGAGCGGAAAACGGCACAACAAAGGUGAGCACUGCAAAGGUGAGCACUGCAAAGGUGAGCACUGCAAAGGAGAGCACUGCAAAGGAGAGCACUGCAAAGGAGAGCACUGCGGCAAAGAGCACUGCAAAGGAGAGCACUGCGGCAAAGAGCACUGCAAAGGAGAGCACUGCAAAGGAGAGCACUGCGGCAAAGAGCACUGCGGCAAAGAGCACUGCAAAGGAGUGCACUGCAAAGGAGAGCACUGCGGCAAAGAGCACUGCGGCAAAGAGCACUGCAAAGGAGAGCACUGCGGCAAAGAGCACUGCAAAGGAGAGCACUGCGGCAAAGAGCACUGCGGCAAAGAGCACUGCAAAGGAGAGCACUGCGGCAAAGAGCACUGUGGCAAAGAGCACUGUGGCAAAGAGCACUGCGGCAAAGAGCACUGCAAAGGAGAGCACUGCGGCAAAGAGCACUGCGGCAAAGAGCACUGCGGCAAAGAGCACUGCAAAAGAGAGCAAUGCAGCGAAGAGCACUGCAAAGGAGAGCACCGUGGCGAAGAACACUGCAAAGGAGAGCACUACUACUGCAAAGGUGACACCAGUGGUGAAGAGCGCUGCGAAGGAGAGCACUGCCAAAGGCACCUGCAAAAACUGAGCCAUUCUAGAUCAAGAAGAUGGGCCCAUAUGGUAUACUUUAUUUUAGUCCAUUUACUUGUCAAAGACCUACAAUUAAGGAGGAUUGUAAUCUAUUUUCUUAAGCUUUUCUCUGAACAUUUGAAAUUUUACAACCUGACAAUUAAAUGAAAAAUAUAUUUUCAAGAAUUGUAAUGUUUACAUUUUUCUCAUGCUCUUCAGAACAUAAAAUACGCAAGAAAAUACUAACGUGUCAGCAGAGCUCGACAAACAGGGCUGCCCGCUGGAAACCCUCCAGGCCAGUCGAUCAUCCCCGUCAGUGGCCCGCUUGGGCCAGUGAAAAGAAAUAUUGUAAUAAUGCUAUUUUUAAUCUAGGUUAUGUAAUUGUUUUGUUUUUUUAAAACAGAUGGAUUCCCAAAACUGUUUGUUCGUUACGUAGAUUAUUUAUCACAUGCACGCUGCACACAUAUAGCAUAUAAUAUGUCGGGCAGAGAAAGCACACAGCUCUCAAACUUCUACACCCAAGUCAUAGACUGUUUUCUCUGCUACCGCACGCACGGCAAGCAGUACCGGAGCACCAAGUCUAGGACCAAAAGGCUCCUUAACAGCCCCAAGCCAUAAGACUGCUGAACAGUUAAUAAAAUGGCUACCCGGACUAUUUGCAUUGGCCAGCUUAUUUUUGCACUAACAUUCUUGCGGUGCUCUAUACACACUCACUGGACUCUACCCACACACUCACUGGACUCUACUCACACACUCACUACACUGAUACUCCAACUCACACUUUCACACUCUCUACAUACACUGCUGCUACUCUGUUUAUCUACCCUGACUGCCUAGUUACUUUUACC
Messenger RNA from Salmo salar (Atlantic salmon), 2617 nucleotides. The record is from RefSeq and is a predicted model, not a curated record. NCBI's taxonomy places the organism in Eukaryota, Metazoa, Chordata, Actinopteri, Salmoniformes, Salmonidae.